Messenger RNA from Drosophila subobscura, 1281 nucleotides. RefSeq names its product borealin. Lineage: Eukaryota; Metazoa; Arthropoda; Insecta; Diptera; Drosophilidae. Gene Ontology annotation, cellular component: chromosome passenger complex; chromosome, centromeric region; spindle midzone. The record is from RefSeq and is a predicted model, not a curated record. The transcript has 3 exons. Gene Ontology annotation, biological process: mitotic sister chromatid segregation. The coding region runs from base 123 to 1091 and encodes 322 amino acids.
CACUAGCACAUGACGCUAAAAUAGGCGGAAAAACUCGAAAAACUGGGAAAAAGACGCCCGGUGAAAAAUCAUUCAGAAAACUAAUAGAUUCAAAUAUAUUUGUGUUAGAAAAAGCCACUAAGAUGCCACGUACCAAGAUACCAAAGAACUCAAAGCGCAACCGCGAGGUGGCCAAUCGCGAGGAGAAGGUGCGCCUGUUCGAAUUAAAGAUGGAUUCUCGCCUGAUGAGCAUCGACUCAUUGGAGACCAAGUACAUAGGCGAUGUGGACAACAAGGUGAGGUCGCUGCAGUCGAUUAUUCAGACGGAGCUGCGCGACAUGAAGAUGUCCGACAUCCUGCACUUGUUCGGUGAGCUGAGCCGCUUGGGUGACUUCAAGGCCAGCGAUCAGACGCAGAUGAUUGCGUCUAUGUCGGCGAGCUGCAACACGACGGGUGGAAACGGAUUGGUUCCGCCCAGUUCCGGCAGCCGCAACGACGAAGGUUACCUUACAGAGGACAGCAGCCUAGGAGCUAGCGGCAGCAGCGUUCUGGCCGUCUCCACAGCUUCCAUGCUGCGCUCCGCCAAGGCCAUGCGUACGCCUGGCCCCCUUCACUCGGCCAGGGCCCGUCGCGCCCGCCGCAGUCGCUCGGCUUGCGGGGAGCUGAGUAUCAUCCACUCAGCCAAGGCUGCCGCUGUCCCGAGCAGCAACAGCAAUGCGAACCGUGUGUCUCGCAGCAAGAUGCGCACUCCGAUGGCCUCGCGGCCCAAGGCAUUCAGUGCCGAUCGCACUCCCCUCAUGCUGCAGAAGAGUCGGACCUCGUCCCCCUCGACACCGCCAAUGGCCUUCCUGCGCUACCCCAAGCCGGGCGAGGUGGCUCUCUCCAAAUUCGGCAGUCCCAUGGUGGCACAAGUAAUGCCUGAAAAGUUUGCCAAUGUGAACAUACCCAUUCGGAAUGGCAUCCUGAGUUUGCGGCCCAAGAAACUAGACGCUGGUGAAGUCGAGUCGAACCUGCUGGAGAACAUAGACGAGCACACCCUGAAUCAGAUCAGAACACUGCACGCCAACUUGCAGUUGAUUGUGAACAAGGCCAGCCAGGCGGGCUUCAAGUAGUGGCCCCAUCCCAAAUCAUAUCUAGAUGUAAUCAAAAUCAAAUAUCAUAUAUUUUAAUAUGUUUCGUUUAAGUUCAGUUCGCAAAUUAUGCACUACUUAUUAGUUAUUGCUUAUUUUACACAUUUUCCCAUCCAUAAUAUUCUGUAAUCCAUAUUGAGAUCAAUACAAGUUCAAAUUUAUGUUCAUCGAA